Cladophialophora carrionii CBS 160.54 is the source of this 2826-nucleotide messenger RNA. RefSeq lists its product as uncharacterized. Gene Ontology annotation, biological process: rRNA processing. Gene Ontology annotation, cellular component: nucleolus; small-subunit processome. The coding region runs from base 1 to 2826 and encodes 941 amino acids. The transcript has a single exon. The record is from RefSeq and is a predicted model, not a curated record. Lineage: Eukaryota; Fungi; Ascomycota; Eurotiomycetes; Chaetothyriales; Herpotrichiellaceae.
AUGCCUCGUCAAGCGCACGGCCGACCGCUCCAGCCCGGGCGGACCAAUGCCGCAAGCAAGAAAAAGACCUCUCGAAACCGCGGGCUGAAUGCCCUCGAGAUCGCGGAACGGGAGAAUCCCGACGAGAUCAAGAUCCGCCAACACCGUCUCGGACACGUCGACGAUGACGACGAAGAUCCCCGCGGCCGAGCGGAUGCCGACGAGCGGUCCUCGAAGAGAAGGAAGAUUGACAUUACACGUGGGGAUGAGAUUGCAGACGAAGGCUCCGACCUGGAGGGGAACCGGUGGCACGAAGGAGUGGAUGAGGACGACGAAGAUAGCGACAUUGACAGCGAAGAUGCGUUUGGCGCGAGCGACGAAGAACGGUUUGCGGACUUUACGUUCCGAGGGAGCGCUACUGUGCCGUCGGCAGAAUCCACAAAACCUCGCAGGCACGCAGACGUCGAUUUGGAUGAAGACGUGGUUGCGGAGGAUGAUGUUGUAGACGAAGGUGAAGGUGAGGAUGAGGACGAUUUUGGUGAUGAGGGCGUCGACCUGGCUACAGCGUGGGAUAUGGAUGAUCAAGAUGAACAAGAAGCCUUGAGAAAGCGGCGAAAACGUCGUGCAGGAGCCGAGAGCGAUGACGAAGAUCCGUUGACGGGCUUGGAUGAGGAAGAUGAAGACCAAGACGGCGAUGAUUCCGAGGCCGAAGACGACUCAGAGUCGGCAUUCUCCGUAUCUGAUGACGAUGAUGGAGAUCAUUCUCGACUGCAGAGUUUCGUCGAAGAACUUGCAGGUGGCGACCGAGCGCAGCCCAAGAAACAGCGUCGUGUUCAGAGCCUGCCGGACAAGCCGUCGCAAUUUGGUCUCAGCUCAGCUAAGAUUACAGCCGCUGAUCUACUACAAUACAUCAAAGACCCUCGUCAGCGGCAAUCGCUGAAGAUCUUGCAGAGUAGCGAGGAAAGGGGCCACGAGCCAUACAAAGGUGGAAUUCCUGGCAAACUUGCACCGCCCUUGGCCAAGAGACAGCAGGAUCGCCUCGACCGGUCUGCCGCUUACGACGAGACCAAGAAAGAACUGGGCAAGUGGAUUGAGACGGUCAAACGUAAUCGGCGAGCUGAGCACCUGUCGUUCCCGCUCGUGGAUGCCGCAGCUGCUGGCAUGUUGAGCGGCAAGCAGCUCGGGCCGACUUCCACCUCACACCCGAUGACGGAUCUCGAGGCUACCAUUCAGAGCAUCAUGAUAGAGAGCGGCAUGUUGACGAACGAUGGCCGCCCGCAGGAAGGUCGAGAAAACGAGUAUGAGGAGUUGCACGAGAAACAGAUGCAGCUGGCUGAAGUCCGGGCUCGACGAGCCGAGCUUCGCCGGCAACGAGAUCUGAUGUUCCGGGAAGAGAUCCGCGCCCGACGCAUCAAAAAGAUCAAAAGCAAGGCGUUCCGUCGUGUCCAUCGCAAGGAGCGGGAGAAGGCCGACGAAGGAAAUAGAGCGCUGCUGGAUGCACAGGGCUUGCUCAAUUCAGACGAAGAAAGAGAAAAGAAUGACCGGCGACGCGCAGAAGAGAGAAUGGGUGCGCGACACAGGGAGAGCAAAUGGGCAAAGAGUGUCAAGCUCACAGGCAGAGCUGCUUGGGAUGAUGACGCCAGACAUGGUGUCACAGACCUUGCACGUCGAGAUGAAGAGUUGCGAAGGCGCAUGGAAGGCAAGGCGGAUGCUGGCUCCGAUGCAUCAGAUUCGGAGUCCUCCAACUUUGACGGGUUCUCCGGCUCUGACGAGGAAAGGGAUCACCUCAGAAUCAAGCUCGAUGAACUUGACGCUGAUGAGCCUGACACGUCCGAGUCACGACUCAGCUCGAUGGCGUUCAUGAAGAAAGCCGAAGCUGCACGGAAAGCUGCCAAUGAGGAAGAGAUGCGCAAUAUCAGACGCAACCUCGAUGACAACGAACAAGAUUCUGCAAAUGAGGCAGAUACAGAGGAAGAGGAAAGCCCGGUCGGUCGUCAAAAGUUUGGUCCUACAGGCAAGGAAGGUCCGGUUCGACCUCUGCCGCAUGUCGAGAAGAGCGAGUUCGAGGAGCGCGAGUCCGAGAAUGAGCUCGAAGACCUCGCCGACAAUGAUCCGGAAGGUACUGUGAAUUCGAAGGGUGCCACGACGGUAACCAGUACGUCGGCUAGCAAAAGUGCUCUACGACCCAAAGCCCCUUCCCAGUCAUCGGGAGCAGCACCUUUGCCAAUUGAGCUACCGAGGCCCGGAAAAGGGGCGGAUGUAAAGACCAAAAAAGCAUCUCCAGCGGCUGCACAAGAGACUGCUAAGCCUCUCGUCAAGAUUCCGAAAAUCACAGAAACCCAACUGGACGACUACACCAGUCCGUCAGAGUCAGAGGACGAGCGGGACGAAAAAGCCGCAUUAGCUCAAGCUAUCUUCGCUGGGUCCGAUGAGAUCCAGCGCGAGUUUGCUAAGGAGAAGAAAGAGACAGUCGAAGAAGAAGGCGACCAGGUCAUCGAUAACAGCCUUCCCGGCUGGGGCAGCUGGGCGGGCGAAGGCAUCAGCAAGAAAGCCCAGAAGCGAGCCAGAGGACGCUUCGUGACGACCAUCAAGGGUGUGGCAAGAGACAAGCGACAAGAUGCCAAACUGGACAAGGUCAUUGUCAACGAAAAGCGUGUGAAGAAGAACAGCAAGUACCUGGCCAGCGAGCUGCCUCAUCCGUUUGAGUCAAGGCAGCAGUACGAGCGGUCGCUCCGUCUCCCAUUGGGUCCUGAAUGGACGACGAAGACGACGUUCCAGGACGCCACGAAGCCGAGGGUCUUGAUCAAGCAAGGCAUCAUUCGACCAAUGGCGGAACCGAUUGCAUGA